Molecule: messenger RNA, 6499 nt
Organism: Amblyraja radiata (thorny skate)
Lineage: Eukaryota; Metazoa; Chordata; Chondrichthyes; Rajiformes; Rajidae
Product: dedicator of cytokinesis protein 4
Exons: 53
Coding region: 102-6035 (1977 amino acids)
Biological process (GO): cell chemotaxis; small GTPase-mediated signal transduction
Cellular component (GO): cytoplasm; plasma membrane
Molecular function (GO): small GTPase binding; guanyl-nucleotide exchange factor activity
Source: RefSeq, a predicted model, not a curated record
GCCGAAUGCCCGGACAGUGAACAAUGGUCCCGCGGACGAGCUGCUGCUGCUGCUUCGCGCCAAGUUUAUUGUGAGGAGAAUUCCGUGUGUCCGGCGGCACAAUGUGGACACCGACAGACUGUGAGAAAUACGGCGUCGUGAUCUCGGGGUUUCGGGGAAUGGUCCCUCAUGGUUUACCGUUGGAAGUUGGGGACACCGUCCAAAUACUGGAGAAAUGUGAGGGUUGGUACAGAGGAUUUGUUUUUAAAAAUCCAAGCACAAAGGGAGUUUUCCCCGCUGCCUAUAUCCACUUGAAAAAUGCAAAUGUCAAAAACAGAGGGCAAUUUGAAACAGUUGUUCCAACUGAAGACACCGUCAUUACGGAGAUGACGGGGACUCUGCGGGAAUGGGGGAUCAUGUGGAAACAGCUUUACGUGAAGAAUGAAGGGGACUUGUUCCACCGGCUGAGGCACGUCAUGAACGAGUUGUUGGAUCUCCGUCAGCAGGUCCUGGUCGGGCACCUGACCCAUGACCGGAUGAAGGACGUCAAGAGGCACAUCACUGCCCGCCUGGACUGGGGCAAUGAGCAGCUGGGUCUGGAUUUGGUUCCAAGGAAAGAGUUCAGUAUGGUCGAUCCGGAAGAAAUCAGCGUGACAGAGCUGUACAGACUGAUGGAGCACAGACAUCGAAAGAAGGACACUCCCAUACCAACGAGCUCUCAUCACCUCUUCCUCCAGAUGAAGAGUUUGAUGUGUGCAAACCUGGGGGAAGAACUGGAGGUCUUCUUUUCAAUUUACGACAGCAGGGAAAAUCAGCCAAUCAGUGAAAGAUUCUUUGUAAAACUGAACAAGAAUGGUUUGCCGAAAUAUCCGGAGCGGAUGGAAAGGCAAUGCUCUCUCUUCAUUGAUUUGGGAAGCAGUGACCUUCGCAAGGAUAUCUACAUCACUGUUCACAUUAUACGACUGGGUCGGAUGGCAGCAGGGGAGAAGAAGAAUUCCUCGUGUGCUCAGUACCGGCGGCCCUUUGGCUGUGCAGUGCUGAGCAUCGCUGAUCUGCUCCAAACCGAGAGAGACUCCAGGGACUCCAAAGAGGACCACAUGCUUAAAGUCUACAUGUGUAAUACUGAGAGUGAAUGGUAUCAAAUACACGAAAACAUCAUCAAGAAGCUGAAUGCUCGCUACAAUCUGACCAGUUCCAACGCUGGUUUAUCUGUGGCCUUGCAGCUUCUACACGGAGACAUUGAUCAGAUCCGGAGAGAGUAUCGAGUGUUAUUCACGAGAGGAGUGGCCAUCACAAGGAAACUGGGCUUUUCAGAUAUUAUAAUGCCAGGUGACAUCAGGAAUGACCUGUACAUCACGUUAGAGCGAGGGGAAUACGAGAAGGGAGGCAAGAGUGUGGCCAGGAAUGUAGCUGUGACCAUGUGCGUGCUCGAUAGUGAGGGGCAGGUACUGAAGGAUUGUAUUACGCUGGGAUCUGGGGAGCUGCCAGUGAGUGAACACCACUCGUUUGUGCUCUACCACAACAACAGCCCCCGGUGGGGUGAGCUGCUGAAACUCCCCAUCCCUGUGGACAAGUUUAGGGGAGCUCAUGUCCGCCUGGAAUUCCGGCACUGCUCCACAAAAGAAAAAGGAGAAAAAAAGCUUUUUGGCUUCUCCUUUGUUCCACUGAUGCAGGAAGAUGGCAGAACGUUGCCAGAUGGUAUUCACGAGCUCUUGGUCCACAAGUGUGAAGAAAACACCAACUUUCAGGAUCCCACUCGCUACCUCAAACUUCAAUAUUGUAAAGGGAGCAACCAGCCAGUUAAAGCUUCCAAGGAAACAUUUUGGAUCUCGUCGUUUCUGUGUUCCACGAAACUCACUCAGAACGGAGAUCUGCUGGAUUUUUUGAAAUGGAGAGCCCAUCCCGAAAGGAUAAGUGAAAUCCUCUCAAAGUUCAAAGAUAUUGAUGGUGCAGAAAUCGUCAAAUUUUUGCAAGACACACUGGAUGCAUUGUUUGGAAUUUUGGAUGCCAAUCCCCAAAAAUAUGGAUUGAAGGUUUUUGAUUCAUUGGUUCAUAUCAUUAACUUGCUGCAGGAUAUCAAGUUUCAGCAUUUCAAGCCAGUCAUGGAUACGUACAUAGAAAGUCACUUUGCAGGAGCAUUAGCCUACAGGGAUCUUAUAAAAGUGUUGAAAAGGUACAUAGAUCGUUCAAUCGAAGCAGAGAGACAAGAGCAUAUUCAAGAUGUGCUUAGGGCACAGGAAUAUAUCUUCAAGUACAUAGUUCAUUCUCGAAGCCUCUACACUCUUGCAACUGGGGGGCAGAAUGAAGAAGAAUUUCGAAGUAGUAUUUAUGAACUCUUCCAGUCAGUGAGAUUUUUCCUUUCCAUUGAGAGCCAGGGAUCAUCUAACAUCACACAGACUCAGGCUGUGUUUCUCAGCUCUUUCCCAGCCGUGUACUCGGAGCUGCUGAAGCUGAUCGAUGUGCGAGAAGUUGCCAACCUGGUCCGAGACACUUUGCGCAGCAUGCCUGACAUCCUGCACGUGGAAUAUUCACUGGAGGCCAUCAAACUGCAGUGCAUCGCUAAAACUGUGGAAAGCCAGCUGUUUGCUAAUCCCGAUUCUCGCUACAUCCUCCUGCCUGUGGUCCUCCACCAUCUCCACAUGCACCUGCAGGAGCAGAAGGACCUGUUCAUGUGUGCCCGCAUCCUCAGUGCCAUGUUCUGCCUCAUCAAGAAGGAUGGCACCGAGGCCAAUGUUUCGGAGGAGGUGGAUGUGCUUGUGGACAGUUUGCUGGGCAUGCUGCUGAGAACCAUAUUAGACAUCAGCACCAGACCACAGCCCUCUGGGCCCACAGUGCGAUUCCAGUUUCAGGAUGUGACUGGGGAGUUUGUGGCGUGUGUGCUUGCUCUGCUCAGGCAAAUGACAGACAAACAUUAUCAGCAACUUCUGGAGCACUUCACCAGCAAAGAUGAUCUCAGGGAUUUUCUGCUGCAGAUUUUUACAGUGUUUAAAAUUCUUAUAAGGCCAGAGAUGUUUCCAAAGGACUGGACGAUAAUGCGAUUGGUAACGAACAAUGUGAUCAUCACUACUAUCUUGUACCUCUCUGAUGCACUGAGGAAGAACUUUCUGAACGAAAGCUUUGACUUCAAGGUGUGGGAUUCGUAUUUCUAUUUGGCCGUGAUAUUCAUCAAUCAGCCUUGCCUUCAGCUGGAGCUGUUUUCACCAUCGAAAAGGAAGAAGGUUCUGGAGAAGUACGGAGACAUGCGGGUAAUGAUGGGAUGUGAAAUCUUCAGCAUGUGGCAAAACCUUGGCGAGCACAAGCUGCACUUUAUUCCUGGUCUGAUUGGGCCGUUCCUGGAGGUGACCCUUGUGCCCCAGGCUGACCUCCGCAAUGUCAUGAUCCCUAUUUUCCAUGACAUGAUGGACUGGGAGCAGAGGCGGACUGGAAACUUCAAACAGGUGGAGGCAAAGCUGAUAGACAAACUAGACAGCUUGAUGUCAGAAGGCAAGGGUGACGAGACGUACCGGGAGCUUUUCAACAGCAUAAUACCACUUUUUGGGCCGUACCCUAGCCUGCUGAAAAAAAUCGAGAGAGAAACCUGGCGAGAAAGUGGUAUUUCUCUGGUAGCGACUGUCACUCGCCUAAUGGAAAGGUUGCUGGAUUACAGAGACUGCAUGAAAGUGGCGGAGGUAGAUGGCAAAAAGAUUGGCUGCACAGUUAGUCUGUUGAAUUUUUAUAAGACAGAAAUAAAUAAAGAAGAAAUGUACAUCCGGUACAUACAUAAGCUGUAUGAUUUGCAUUUAAAGGCGCAGAAUUUUACAGAAGCUGCCUACACCCUGCUGUUGUACGAUGAGCUCCUGGAGUGGUCAGAACGGCCGCUGCGAGAAUUCCUUCACUACCCCAUGCAAACAGAGUGGCAGCGCAAAGAGAUCCUCCAUCUCACCAUCAUCCAGAACUUUGACAAGGGCAAAUGCUGGGAAAAUGGGAUAAUUCUUUGCCGUGAAUUAGCUGACCAAUACGAGAGUUUCUACGAUUACCGCAACCUAAGCAAGAUGAGGAUGAUGGAAGCUGCUUUCUACGACAAAAUUAUGGACCAACAGCGUCUGGAACCUGAAUUUUUCCGGGUUGGAUUUUACGGGAAGAAAUUUCCAUUCUUCCUCCGAAACAAGGAAUUUGUUUGUCGUGGCCACGAUUACGAGCGGCUGGAGGCUUUCCAACAGCGAAUGUUGAACGAGUUCCCUCACGCCAUCGCCAUGCAGCACGCCAACCAGCCCGAAGAAACCAUAUUCCAGGCCGACGCGCAAUACCUGCAGAUUUAUGCCGUGAUUCCCAUUCCAGAGCACCAUGAGAUCCUGCAAAAGGAAGCUAUACCUGAUCACAUUAAGAGUUUUUACCGGGUCAACAACAUCUGGAGGUUCCGAUUUGACAGGCCAUUCCACAAGGGAAUUAAAGACAAAGAAAAUGAGUUUAAGAGUUUAUGGGUAGAGCGGACAUCGUUGACGUUAGUUCAGAGUUUACCUGGCAUCUCCCGCUGGUUCGAAGUGGAUCGGCGCGAAGUGGUUGAAAUGAGUCCCCUUGAGAAUGCGAUUGAGGUGCUGGAGAAUAAGAACCAGCAGCUACGGACUCUGAUCACCCAGUGUCAGUCAAGACAGAUGCAAAAUAUAAACCCCCUGACCAUGUGCCUCAACGGGGUCAUCGAUGCAGCAGUUAAUGGAGGACUUGCCAGAUACCAAGAGGCAUUCUUUGUGAAGGACUACAUUCUCAACCACCCUGAAGAUGGAGAGAACAUCUCUCGUUUGAGGGAGCUGAUGUUUGAACAGGCACACAUACUGGAGUAUGGCUUGGCUGUCCAUGAGAAGUUUGUGCCUCAGGACAUGAGGCCGCUGCACAAGAAGCUGGUGGAUCAGUUCUACGUGAUGAAGACCAGACUGGGUCUGCAGGACUUCCCAACCUACUCCAGAGUGAGUCCCAUCCACCUGACUAACGGCAGCCCACGCACCUGUCGUAACCCAACCCUGGGUGCCGUUAGCCCAGACGGAGCCAGAAUUGUCAACAGACGCAGCCCGUUGAGUUAUCCAGCGUUCAACAGAUACUCCUCCUCAUCCUUAUCAUCGCAAGCAUCAGCUGAAGUCAGUAACAUCACCGGCCAGUCUGAAAGCUCAGAUGAAGUCUUUAAUAUGCAGGCAAGUCCUUCUACCUCGAGUUUAAGUUCCACACAUUCAGCCUCGCCCAACGUGACAAGCUCUGCUCCAUCCAGUGCCAGAGGCUCCCCACUGCUCUCUGAUAAGCACAAGCAUUCAAGAGAGAACACCUGCCUCUCUCCCAGAGAUCGGCCAUGCAGUACCAUUUAUCCAAUAUCCAUGGAGCCAAUACAGCAGACACUAACCCAGCAAAUUGGUGACUCCUGCAUGCCUCGAAGCGAUCCCAAAUUAUCUGCACCUGACAAAGUGAUGAACCCAACUCCAAGUAGUUGGAGCCUGGACAGUGGUAAGGAAGGUCGCACCUGUGUCCCGGACAAUGCAAGAUUAGUGUCUCCACCUGUCCCACCCCGGCCAUCACACACAGGUUCACCUGCAAAGACGUACAGAUCUUUCUCCCCACAGGCCUUUGAUACGCCACCAGCACUUCCCAGAUCUCCUCAUAAGGGUUCUGUCCAUUCAUUGACUCCUUCACCCACUGAGUAUCAGUCGCUGGGUCCGGUUUACAGCUCUCCCGUGCUGUCGGGAAGCAGCAGCAGUGGCAUCUCCUCACUGGGCAGGGGAAGUGUGACUGAGACCACCCUGACCGAUGGAACCAUCACCUGCACCUUAAUUGGCUCGGAGGAAUUAAUUAAAAAGGAGAACGGGACCUUUGCUUGCAUGCCACCGCGCUACAACUUAUCGGAUCAACACCAUACCGGGACGUCCAGGCGUCGAGCCCCUCUGCCUCACAGCCUGUCGGUUCCACCCAGUGGAGAACCCCCUGCUCUGCCCCCCAAGCCCCACAUUCUGCGAGUACAUCGCUCGGAAGGAGAGAACAGAAUGGAGGAAAUCCUGGUCAGGCCCCGAUCACAACCGCGCAAGGUGUCGCAACUAUAGAGCAGCUGACAGGAGUCAUAUGUGGUCUCUGCAGAGCAAUGUAUGUAAGCAGUUCAACUCUAAAUGUUAACAUGACCAAAAGCAUCCAGGUGGGCACCUUAACGCCAAACAAUCAAAGACCACUUGUGUGACCGAGAUUCUGUAAAUAUAUAUUUAAAUGGUUUUAUACAGAGGGUCAGGGUGGAGAAAAUUGUAAAUUUGCAGGUUACCAGCGAACAGCAACGUUACUGCUAUUAAGAUGCAUGCCUUGGAUUCUAGAAUCAUUAGUCUGGGUGAAUGACUGAGGCAAAGGCAACUAUGCCUCAAUUACUGUUAAUGCACUCAUAGGACCACACACACGCACGCCACAGAUACACACGCGUGCACACACACACACACACACACCCACGCCACAGAUACAUACACGUGCACACACACACACACACACACACACACACACACGCCACAGAUACCACGCGUGCACA